AUGUGGUGGAGACUUUGCAGCUUGCUGACCUGGUUCCCCUUACAAGAAGCCUUUCUGACUAACCACACAGAAACAGUCACCGUGGAGGAAGGCCAGACACUCACCCUGAAGUGUGUCGUUUCUCAGGGGAAGACCACCUCCCUGCAGUGGCUAGCCCCAUCAGGGUUCACCAUUUUUUUAAAUGAGCAUCCUGCUUUAAAAAAUUCCAAAUACCAGCUGCUUCAUCACUCCACCAAUCAGCUCUCCAUCAGCGUGCUUAAUGUCACCCAGCAAGAUGAAGGCGUGUACAAGUGUUUACAUUACAGCAACUCGGUGAGAACAAAGGAAGUAAAAGUGAUCGUGCUAGCAACACCUUCCAUGCCGACUCUGGAAGCUUCAGUUAUCAGAAUGCAAAAUGGAAAAGCACACAUUACACUUAAAUGCUCCACCGUGAGAAGUAAACCCCCUCCGCAGAUAACCUGGAUUUUAGGCAAUGGCAUAGAGCUCUCUGGUGAAACCCACCAUGAAUUUGAAACUGAUGGGAAGAAAUGUAACAGCAGCAGCAUCCUCAGAGUCCACACACUGGGCAAAAGCUCAACAGUGGACUGCGUCAUCCGACACAAAGGCCUACAAGGAAGAAAACUGGUAGCACCCUUCCGAUCUGAAGACUUGGUUACGGAUCGAGAGAUGGCUUCAGACGCCCUGGAGAAAAGCUCCCUGUCCUCUCAAGACCCUCAGCAGCCCACUAGUACUGUUGCAGUAAUGGAAGAUUCUAGUACAACCAAGAGGGACAAGGAAGAGAAAGAACAAACCACUCAAGACCCUGACUUGGCCACUGAAGCCAGUCUUCAGUAUGUGGGGGUGAUAAGGAGGAAAAAUGGCAUUCUACUGCUCACCCUUGUGUCCUUCCUCAUCUUCAUACUCUUCAUCAUCGUCCAGCUCUUCAUAAUGAAGCUUCGGAAAGCACACGUGGUGUGGAAAAGAGAAAACGAAAUCUCAGAACACACUCUAGAAAGUUACAAAUCGAGGUCAAAUAAUGAAGAAACAUCAUCCCAAGAGAAAAAGGGCCAAACUUUCCACUCUAAGAGCUACGUGAACUACAUCACACAGUUGUACUCAGAAGCAAAAACAAAGAGGAAGGAAAAUGCACAAAAUUCAAAAUUAAAAGAAGAGCCCACUCAUAUACCAGAGAGCAUUGUGUAG
Messenger RNA from Neomonachus schauinslandi (Hawaiian monk seal), 1182 nucleotides. It is a transcript of the gene CRTAM, whose product is annotated as cytotoxic and regulatory T cell molecule. The record is from RefSeq and is a predicted model, not a curated record. The coding region runs from base 1 to 1182 and encodes 393 amino acids. Gene Ontology annotation, biological process: detection of tumor cell; positive regulation of natural killer cell mediated cytotoxicity directed against tumor cell target; cell recognition. Gene Ontology annotation, cellular component: plasma membrane. The transcript is spliced from 10 exons. NCBI's taxonomy places the organism in Eukaryota, Metazoa, Chordata, Mammalia, Carnivora, Phocidae. Gene Ontology annotation, molecular function: signaling receptor binding.